Carassius carassius (crucian carp) is the source of this 1447-nucleotide messenger RNA. RefSeq lists its product as uncharacterized. Bases 386 to 1216 code for a protein of 276 amino acids. The transcript is spliced from 6 exons. Lineage: Eukaryota; Metazoa; Chordata; Actinopteri; Cypriniformes; Cyprinidae. The record is from RefSeq and is a predicted model, not a curated record.
CUCAAGUGUCAGAGAGUUUGAUCACAUGUUGCGACUUUACCAUUUUCGCCACCUUGACAUUGUAAGUGUGGCAUUGCCAAUAAAAACGUGUUCUGUGCUAUAUAGAUUAAAGCAGAAAUGUUUUAACAUGAUUGAAGCACUUUUCACUGCCUACAAUGAAGCAACAGUCAAUCUUUGGAAUUUCAAAGCACUUUUUAUGCCUAAAGCACCUCCCGGUUUCUACCUGGGAUUCACACACCCUCAUGAAAAACUCUCCCUCCCUUCAGCUUCUUUUAAUAGAAUUUGAUUAGUGUCUACCAGGCACAUUACUGAACAGAGACACCAUUCAGGUUUGAUUAUACUCCCGAUUUUAUUAAUAAGAAGCUAUCUGCAUCCUUGUUACAAGAUGAACAUGAAUGCAGUGAUCUGUUUGAUGUCAUUGCUGUCUAUCUGGAUGCGGACCGGAGAAGGUCAGAUUUUCCAGCCUGAGCUUACACCUAAUGCUUUUCUAACCACUGUCACCAGCAAUACAGUGAUACUGAAACAGCCGUAUUGUUUUUUUGACCAGACGUGCCGUGGCUGUGAGAUAUGGCUGGCGGCAGGGCUAUGCUCCGCAAACGGCAUCUUUGAUGCUCAAGUGAACAGCUCAACUCCCAACAUCCUCAGCUUGUCACCCUACCCAACAGCAUUCAACCCAUCAUCAAAAAACUUCUUUCUGACAAGAGUUGGACUUCUGUCAGAUUUCCCCUGUAGUCAGUCCUCCAAUGAUCGCUACUUCAUAGUCGGAGCUGAUGGGAAAUGUAGUGGAAUCAACUGUAAUGGAGUACUUCCUGAUGGACUCCCCGUUUGUUUCAAGUAUCUUCUAAUCAAUACUAAUGGGAAUCUUGUUAAUUCGUCGAACUGGUCUGUCAACAUUACUCUCCCCAAACUACUAAACCAUCAAACCAUCAAUGAUGGUCUGAGUGCGAGAUCUGGUGCCAUGGUUGUGAUUACUGCCAUCCUAUGUGCGGCUGCGGGUCUGCUUUUACUUCUUUUCCUCAUCAUGUUAUGCAUAACCUGCUGUACCAAGAAAGAAAGUAAGCAAAUCUCAGUCACGAACUCAAUCCGUAUCCCCCGCUAUGACACCCACGACCUAAAGGAGCACGUGCACCCCUACGACAACCCUGCUUACCAGUCGGACUUGAAAGAUUACUCCACAGCCAACACUCUGCCCAAGGACGCCAAACAAAAGCUGUGAGCUACUACCAAAGACACUAUCACUGCACUGCAUAUUUCAUGGGAAACCAAAUUACUAUGCAGUAUUUUCUCUUUUAAUAUGUUACAAGGUGAAAUUGAGGACAGGAAGUGAACUUGAAAUUAACUCAACAACAACAGGGCACUUACAUCAUGCAUAUGUUACACUGCUGUUUGGCAUCAGAACAUUGUUUCGUGUGUAGUAUCAAACUAGAAUGGUUGUGCUUAAAGUUUA